Colletotrichum lupini is the source of this 6297-nucleotide messenger RNA. RefSeq lists its product as uncharacterized. The transcript has 35 exons. Lineage: Eukaryota; Fungi; Ascomycota; Sordariomycetes; Glomerellales; Glomerellaceae. Bases 1 to 6297 code for a protein of 2098 amino acids. The record is from RefSeq and is a predicted model, not a curated record.
AUGGUACUUCGGAGUCUUGCUUCCUGUCUCAAGCUCGAGGCAAAUAUUCAGCUUACCACCUUUAUCACAAUACGUGCAGCUGACUUUGGAAACGAAGAAGCGCCAUUACUACUACAUUACAUGCUUACAUGCUUGUCGGGUAUUGAACAUAAUGACUUCUUAAGAUUAUUUGUCUUUUUUGAUUACACCAAGAAAUCCAUCUUGAUACCAGCCUCCCAGGCAGAUUCAAAUGUAUUUCUAGCUCAGGACACCCAAUUUCUUCACAGCCGCUUGAUCGAACCUAGCUGCAUUUAUCCUCAUUUCGUAUGCCAGCAUGUCUCAUCGAGUGGCAACUGCAAUAGUUCUCAAGAAGCUGAUCCCGUCUAUGACGGAAUAUCCAGCCAAAUAUCCAGCCACUAUCACAACUUUGCCUGUAAUCAACCCGGGCAACAACACACAAUGGAAGCUCAUUCGCUACUCGAUGCACAUGAUUCCCGGAUUCUAGACCUGGUGACUUACGACAGAAUGAGAGGGGAAAUUCAGCUUCCAAGAGCGUCCACGUCAGGUCCUCGACGCUUCGCGAUCUCCAAUAAGUUACCCAACGGCGCAAAAUGGGCUGUCGAGGAUCUUCAUGAACAGCUGACUAUAUGGGGUGAUGAAUGGAAAAGAGUAUGGGAGAACAAGUCAACAGAUACCGCGCGGCGAAGCAGUCUCGUUCAUGCGCCUGUAUGGUGGCAGAAGGCAGGGAGAUAUACGGACGCGUGGAUCGACGAGAGAACGAGGAUCGUCAUCUAUCAGAAGAUCGAUGGCACCCUGCAAAUACUUCAGUCCCUGCGAGAAGGGAUCACCGCGUCGUCACACAUCUUCUUUGGCUAUACGCCGAGAAGAGGUCAUGUGGCCCUGUGGUUCCUGCCAAAGACCCCUUCGAACCUUCGCCGGCUGCCCAAGAUCGUACGAGAAAGCGGAACGCCUGAAUCAUCUCAUCACACUGGUCACACCGAGACGGGCUGUGACGCACGCCGAGAUAUUGUUCGACAUGCCAUCUAUAGGAGAUCAAUGACUGGGUGCAGGUUGAAUCGCGAGACUUGUUCCCUGAGGAGAUCUGAUUCCAACGAGGUGAGACCUUUGGCUGAGGAGAUGGAAGCUCUGAUGCGUCUCGUAGAUGAUGCCAGAUUCGCAAUGUUUCCCACUACCGCGAAGGGUUCUCAGAAGCAGCCGAAGGUUUGUAGAGAAGACGCCAGGGAUGAGAUGUUUGUGACUGCGGCAAGACACACUGGGGAGUCACGUAAGGCUCGGCAUCCUCCCCCUCGAGAUCGAGAUGAUCUCUCCAGUCGUUCACGAACCAAUCGUACGCUCGACACAUUGAGCCCCCGCUCUUGCUCAACAAUCAAAACAAGGAAUGAGAUGUCCUCGUCCCGGAAUGACGAGCAAGUGCUCACUAGGCUUCACUUGGUCCAACGCCAUCCUCGACCAGACGUCUCGGUAGUUGUGGGACCGCAUCCCGGACACCGAGGGAAUAUUUCUCGAGUCUCUUGUCGUCCGGGAGCAUCAGAUUCAGAAGGGGCUGGGCCGCCUUUCGCACGAGAGGAGACGGACCAGCACCGCGUAGCGCACAACGACCACGAGGCACAUGGCCGCGCUCAUCGCAGGCUGUGCGACAGCGACAAGAAACGGACCCACGUGCGGAGGCAACACGAGGAAUUAUGGGAGAAACAUCCCAAGCUCGGGCAGCGUCGGAGGUUUGAAAUUGGAGAGGAGGUGGAGGAGGAGAAGGAGAAGGCGGGUUCGCGACUGGGCAAUGCGGGACGCAGCCAAGACCGGCGUGACCAGGAGCAGCGGCGCCACGAAGGGGGAGGGAUGGUCCGCAGGCGAAGGAUUCCCGGAGAUGGCAGUCGGAAGAAGCUUGUAUUCGCUGCAGUCCCCGCUCGCAAUCGCUCUCCCACGAACCCCGUCAAAGGCUCCCCAGGCCAGGUCGUCGGAAUGUCUCUGGGCCCUUCCAGCCCGGAUGCCGGCAACGAGGAUCGGCGAGGAGAAAAUAUCGGUAUGGGAGGCUCGGCAGGAGACACUUGCUACCUUGGAGGGAAGAAGCUGAGUCUUUGCUUGCUAUAUUCACUAUCAUACUGCGUGCUUCACGAGCGGGCGGCCGCCAAAGAGGGCGAAAGACAUUAUUUGUCGGUUAUUGCGGCAAGAAUAGAUGAAUAUGGAUAUGCAACAUCCGCUUGCAACCGGGGUGACGUUACAGCUGUCAAGCCAGACAUGUUUCCUGGCGCAAGAUGUCUCUUCUUUUUGAAUGUCCUCAGAAUGUGGGAGACUCCCUUUAAUACCCCUUCUUCACGCAAAGAGGUGCUGAAUGUUGAAUUUGGAGUGAAAGGCAACCUCCUAGAUGCCCGACCCGUACUUCAUGUCCCUCAUUUUAUUAUCCGGGCUGGUUAUGGCUUGGUGCCAACAAAGGCGGAGCCCUCCUCCAAAGAGCGAAUUCGACAUAUGCUCGAGAAAUACCUCAGGCAAGUCAAGCCAACCGACACAGCCCCACGACUACCUAUUGCGGCCCAAGACGAAAUGUGUCGUGUCGGCCCGCGACCGCCUCUUGCCAAGGAUGAAUUCUUGAGCAUGUCAGAUGGCGGAAGCCUGGAGCGUGAUUCGACAGACUUGUUGACUUAUUGUUUUUCUCACCUCACAACCUCCUACGUAAGAAUUUCUCCGACAAUCAUCACGAUUGCAUCCACCUAUGUGUCCCGCCGACGAAAGCAGAAGUUGCAGCAAAGGACAGGCGGAGAGACAAUUGCAGCAAGAGGCUCGAAAGCCAUCUUCUCGAGAGGAUAUCCUGGCAAGCGGGCUCCAUUGAUCAUCUCCUGUGGAUCGUUUCGGGAGGGGGCAACUUUCCUUCGACGCUGCCGGAUAUUGAAGAGCCACGCCGUAACAUCAUAUCAUCCGAGAGGUAGUGUGGCCUUCGGCCGAGAUAUUCUUUUCGUGUCUCAUCGGAGGAUAUGGGUGGAUAUGGGGAUUCGCGCCUUUCCCUGUUCGCAGAUGAAAGGCACCAAUGAGGAAGCAAGGAGGAAAGAUGCCACGAUCCUCCCACCGGUGGAUAUUAGCGCGCAGGCUGGAGCGACGGUCAGCGAUUGGUCGACUUUGACGGGAGGAAGCUGUCAAAGGCGCUUGGCCUCAGACUUCCCGCCCUCCCUAGACCGCCUUGGCCCUAGGAGCCAAGGAGCCUGGCCUUUCGUGCCCGCCCAAGGGUCCCUCUUCAUGCCGGGAACUUCACGAAACUGUCACGCUCAGCAGGGGAUCAACGUGAACCACACGUUGAGGAUUCCUUGCGACCUUGGCACUGAUGUGGGCCAGUCGAGGGCAAAGCCGACGAAGACGGAAGGCAGACUGACUGCUCAUCGACGACAACGCCGACGACGACAAUGCCUCGUCGUCCGCCGUCCAAAUCGCAAUAUCUCUUCUCUCAUCAUCACACCACGCCUUCACUACAGGAUAGUCAGCCGCUUCAACUCUCUCAACUCUCAAGUCUUCGGAUCACUCACUACCACUUCUUCUUCAAACCAAUCCCCCUUUUCUUCGGAAACCCCAACCAUCAAAAUGAAGUCCGCUGUCGUCCUCACCACCCUCCUGGCCUUCGUCGCCGCCAACCCCGUUGCCAUUGCCAACGUUGACAACGCCAACGCCAUCGCCAAGCGCAAUGUCGAGCUCGAGGCUCGCCAGCUUGGUGGCAUCGACCUUGCCACCCUUCCCGGCUUGGGCGCCCUGGCGGGUCUGGGUCUUCCUGGUCUCUCUAACCUCCCCAUCAGCCCGAGCAACGUUGUUGCCAUCCUCACCGGCCUCUUGGCCAGUGUCCUCAGCGUUGUUGGCAACAUCCGCCAGGGUGUUCCCGGUGCCGGUGCGAUUCCCGGCCUUCCUGCCAUCCCCACCAUCCCCGGUGUCUCCGUUCCCGCCAUCCCCACCGGUGCUGUCAGCGCCGAGCAGCUCACCGCUUUGAUCGGUGCCCUUCAGGCCCAGGUCGCCAACGCCACGGCCAUUGGCUCCGGCCUCCCCGCCGGCCUCAGCUUGGCCCAGCUCCAGCAGAUCCAGGCCAUCAUUGCCACCAUCCAGGCCCAGAUUGCCCCUCUCGUCUCUGGCACCGGUCUUCCUUCCCUUCCUGGCGUUCCCGCUGGCGGUCUCCCCGACCUCGGUGGUCUUACCUCCGGCCUCGGCGGCCUUGGCGGCGUCCUCAGCCUCAUCACCGGCCUUUUCGGACCCCUCCUCGGUGGUCUUCUCGGUGGCCUCGGCGGCGGCCUCCUCGGUACUCUGCAGCCACGGAACUGCACACCCAUGACGAGUUUCGGCAUAAUUGACAACGCCCCGUCGGCUUGUCGACCGGGCUUCUCGCAAAGCACUUUUUCCACAAUCACUCCACCCACAACUUCCAGCAUGCGUGAUACUCUUUAUGAGUGGAUAGUACCGACCAGCCGAGCAAGAAUCGAUAACAGCCGAUCAUUCGGUACGAUUAUGCCUAGCAGAUCAGCUCAAACCGACGUUGUGUCCAGUACACGAAGAAGAGGCGUGUUGAAUUGGGCAAUAUUGCCUUCGAGUUGUGUCUUUUCCAUCGAGUACCAAAGCCAUGUAAUUCGCCGAUCAACACAGUUUGGUUUGCAUAUGGCAAUGAUUUGCGAACGAAGGGAUGGACGGGCAGAAGUUGAGAUGAACCGUCAUAAGCGCAUAUUGAGGGGCUGCAAGGGAGGUAGUGGGUACCCGAUCUCUCCGUCUCCCCUUCCCCACACACCUACAUCAUCCAUCGAAGCCUCCUCUGCGACCGAUAAACCGAAUUCGCUAUCUUUCAGCUUUGACCAUCAUCUAGCUUCGUUUUUUACCUUUGAGCUCCCUGACGUCAAGCCACUCACUCGCACAGCCAGCGGCGGGCGUUUGCUUUCAGAGGAGCAGGGUGGCACGCCGGGCAAGGCCCUCUGGCUCUCCCGGUUCCUGCAAGCCUCGAGUCUGCAAGGUCCUGACGGCCUAGCCGUUUCCAAGAAAUCCCAAGAAUCGGGGCCAAAAGAUGACCAGACGAUGCCUGACGCGAACCCCACGCCGCCGCGUCUAUCGGACGCGGUGAUCGAGGCUUCCUGCUGGUCUCCUAGGAUGAGACGGUGGAAGAGUCUUCCGAAUCCUACCUUGUCCGAAUGCGGUUUGCAACGUCGGCGGCGAACAAAGCUGCUCAAAAAAGCGUGGACAUUCUUUCUUAGCCACCACAAGUCCAGCCCAACCCACGGUGAUAGGUAUCACAAGAACGGUUGGCUGCGCGAUGGCAGGCUGCAUCGGUCUAGACGCAUGAUGGCUGCUGCUGGGCGGCGCGCCGGCAGAGUUGCCGUUCGGCGGACUUCCCCACACUUUUACUCCUCCCCCGCCGAUCGUUGCCUUCCGCGGUGGAGAGAGUGGGCGGGAGCAGAAGCAGCACACCAGACUGGGCGCAGCUUGAAUAGCUACUAUGACAUGUGCACCAGGACGCAGAUCUCGUACCGGUUUGGGCAUAACAUCACGUGUCGAGCUCAUGAUUCGCGAGGGCUUGCAUGGAGAACGCCGCAGUCAUGCCUAGCCGAAGCCUGGCACUCGAUUGUCAUCCGUUCCAACCAUGGGGUCUCCCUUGCUAAAUCCAAGAUGCUUCGGGAAGCGGGAAACUCAAUGCUCAAAGAGGAUAGACCACUAAUCCAGCAUCUUGUCUCCAGCUGGGAGCCAUUGCAUCGCAUCGCAAGCUAUCAAUCGUGCCAGGUUCAGGAGGAGAGCGCCAGCGCUCGACCUUGUGCCGUUACGUCGUCGCUUAACAAAGCCAAAGCACUCUACAGAGUAUCUACACUGGUAUUCGACGCUGCACCCUUUCCCUCGAGCGGGUUCCCCGUUCCCGAGUCCCCUUACACUAACAUGACGAGUAAACACCGUCAUCGUUCUGACCGGCCCAUCGACAAGCUUUCCCGCAUCCCUUGUGUCAGGGGAGUGGGCGGUGGUCUCAUUGGUGAAGUCAUUCUCAGGGUGUGGGUGGUACAGGAUCACCAUGGGCCCUUCUACAAACGCCUUGACAACUACAAUCACAAGCCACUGUCGAAUAGAUACCAAGUCACACACACAUCAACACCAACCGUCAUCAUGGACUCAAGCAAGAACGUCGAUAUUCCCGUCUCCCCUACCGGCCGCAGACGUAGCUCCGGAACUCUCUUCCAAGGUCUCAUGGACCAAAAGCGCCACGACGGCAACGCAGCCCGUAGACAAUCAAUGACAGAUUCAAAGCCGGCGCCGGGAUUCAUCGGGCAAAUCUGGACUCGUGGCCCUGCUAGCCCCCCGAAAUAG